AUGCGACUGUGGCAAUGGUCAAUAGCCGUUGCCAUAUGUCUUGUGAUGGUUACAGAAGCUCGUCUCAGAAGACAUCACAGGAAACGACGAUUUGUAUCUAGUAAUUUUGAUGAAUUUUAUUGUGGAGAAAGUGCACAUGCUCAGUCACAGUUUGAAGAGGAGCGAGAAUCAAAUUCCUCAAAAGUCUCAUCAGUACACAGUACUCAAUUCAAUUGGGGACUUGAUAAUACAAUUUGUAUAAAACUCCAGAAUGUGGUUCAUGUUUUAAAAUACGAACGCCUCGAACAAAGAUAUCCUAUUGAAAACUCCUACACAUUUUCGGUUCCAUUAAUUGACACAAACUGUAAAUGUCAUUGUUAUGGUUUUGGGACAAAUGACGUUUGCAAUGUGGAAAAGUACGCUGACGACAGAAAUUGUACGACGAGCUCAGAGUUUCCUACAUGUUACACCAAAUAUCACCCAGCAGUUGAGCCACUAGAUUGUCCAGUUACAAGUAUUCCUGCCAAGGCAUGCUGCGACAUCAAGUUAAAACCACGCGAUGGCAGAAUGUUCCGAGCUGUGAAACUUCAGCAACCAAUCAAUGACAUGAUAAUUUCUCAUUCUAUUUUUGCAAACAACAGUGGAAAAAUGAUGAAAGUUCUGGGACCAGAUGAAUUUAGGAUAAAUCUUCUGAAAGGGAAGGAACAAUUUGAGUUAACUGAAUACCACAGAAUAUCCGUUCAAUUAGUUGCAUCUUCUCCUCAACAACAACUUCGCGAAGGGAUGUAUUAUUUUCCAGAGGAAAACCACAACGAUCUGCGUGAGGGUAAAAUUAAUGAAAUAACUGAAAGUGAUUUGGAUAAACUUGGAUGGUAUAGAAGAGUUGGAAAUGAUUGGCAAGUUGCUACAAGUGGAUUACUACUUAGAAAUGCACAUAAAGUGGUGAUAAAAAAUUGCAAAGGACAAGUUCAUAUGGAUCAAUUUUCCGGAACCAAAAACUUUGUUUUACGUGGAACUCAGUAUAACGAUACUUACAAUGAACGAAGAGUAUCUGACAAUAAUUUUGUAAGAAGUGUGAAAGUUGACGAGUCUUCUCGAGAAAUUACAAUUGUUCAUGAACAUGGAACCGCUGCACAAGUUUCUCUGAAAACUGACACUCGUCCAAAUCUAACAAAAAGUCAAUCACUUUUGGCAAACUUCACUGGAAGUAUCACGUUAGAUCAUGAUGGAAAUCGAAUGCUUAAUGUCACUUUCUUUGGCGUCAAAGGAACUGUUCAUAUCAAAAUGUAUGUCAACGAUCGAAAGCUCAUCGCGACUUUUGCAUGUACUGCUCAAUUUGGAACGUCUCUGAAAGAUGAUGGUAGUAGAAUAAGUCUUCCAUCGACUAUAAAUCAAGCUCAAUGGGUGUGUAUUCUUCCCGAUGAGCAGCCAACAAAAUCAGAAAUAUGCAAAUGGAUUCCAUAUGAGGAAAAAGCAAUGAGAACUCCGAGACAAGAACAAAGUUGGUCAAAAGGACAUUCACCGUGCUCACAAGCAGAAUGUAAUAGUCUGAAAAGUGGAGUGAGCGACUUGUUCCCAUGGAUUAUGAAUUUUGAUUAUUUUAUGGCUCAUGGUGGGGAUUUCACAGAGUGGCUAAAAAUUGGAAUCCAUAUAGUGAUAGCUGUUGGUCUCCUGUUAUUAUUAAUUCUUCUCUUCACAAAAUGCCUUGUUCCGUUGGCAUGUUGCUCCCUGUCAAUACCAUUUAAAAAUAGGAACAAAAAGAAGAAAAAGAAGAAUUCAUCUGAUUACUAAAAGCUCAUUCACACGGUGAAUCCUACUUACUUUCCUGCAUUUUUCUCAAUUGUUUCCGGCUUUUCCAUUUUCAAAAUGAUCUUCCACAGUUGUUUCUCUAUUAGAGACUCUUUGUUUCUUGCCCUUCAAUUAGUCAUGUUUUACUGGUAUUUUUCAUUGCUCACCUUUGAUUAAAAACGAUUUGGUGAUAAAUUGUAUUGACUUCAA
This is a messenger RNA of Caenorhabditis elegans, 1977 nucleotides long. RefSeq names its product Cell fusion protein aff-1 (gene aff-1). NCBI's taxonomy places the organism in Eukaryota, Metazoa, Nematoda, Chromadorea, Rhabditida, Rhabditidae. The record is from RefSeq and is marked reviewed. The transcript is spliced from 12 exons. Gene Ontology annotation, cellular component: plasma membrane; apical plasma membrane. Bases 1 to 1770 code for a protein of 589 amino acids.